AUGACCACGAUUGCAAGAUUUCUCGCUCUCAAGUACAAUCUGGAAGACCAAUCAAAAUUGGAUGUAAACCUUAUUAAGGAGUGCCAGAAGAAAAGACUAAUGGACACCAUUAAAUCUAAGAUGAUACAUUCAACGCUGUUUAAAUGCAUUCAGGAACCGAGUGCUGAUAUCGUGGAGUCCAAUGUAUGGCUAGCCAAUGGGAACAAUGGCCCAAAGGCCGAGGCACUAUAUUGCUUGGCCCAGGAUCGCAAUUUGUUUUUCGGAGAGGCAAAGCCUAAUUGUAACCAUUGCGGCUCGGCAAGAAAAACCGUGGAUCACCUAGCUACUCGAUGUAGCAGAAUGCUUCACGGGUCAUACAUGCGAAGACACAAUGAAAUUGUCAGAUGCAUACAUCUACACGUCUGUCGUCAGUACGGAAUAAAGAAAUGCAAGAAAUUGAAAGCACACUCAGUCCAGUCGGUCGUGGAAAAUAGUCGUGUUGAAAUACGAGUAGACAUGACGUUGCAGACCGACAUUGAAGUUAAAAACAACAAGCCAGACAUUUUCGUGCUUGAUAAAAUGAAAAAUGAGAUAACGAUAAUCGAAGUCGGGGUCACAUCCCAGGACAGGUUAAAGCAAGUCGAAGUAGAGAAACUCCACAAGUAUGAUCUACUUGCUGGAGAAUUGGCACAGAUUCACAAGGCAAAAGUCACGAUAGUCCCUGUCGUAUUGACAUGGGAUGGGUAG
Octopus sinensis (East Asian common octopus) is the source of this 726-nucleotide messenger RNA. RefSeq lists its product as uncharacterized. The transcript has a single exon. The coding region runs from base 1 to 726 and encodes 241 amino acids. The record is from RefSeq and is a predicted model, not a curated record. Lineage: Eukaryota; Metazoa; Mollusca; Cephalopoda; Octopoda; Octopodidae.